Myotis lucifugus (little brown bat) is the source of this 1409-nucleotide messenger RNA. It is a transcript of the gene PIANP, whose product is annotated as PILR alpha associated neural protein. The coding region runs from base 47 to 904 and encodes 285 amino acids. Gene Ontology annotation, cellular component: membrane. NCBI's taxonomy places the organism in Eukaryota, Metazoa, Chordata, Mammalia, Chiroptera, Vespertilionidae. Gene Ontology annotation, biological process: regulation of immune response. The record is from RefSeq and is a predicted model, not a curated record. The transcript is spliced from 5 exons.
CAGUAAAAGCUGAAAAUCUGGGUCACAGCUGAGGAAGAUCUCGAGCAUGGAGUCCAGGAUGUGGCCUGCACUGCUGCUGUCCCACCUCCUCCCUCUCUGGCCACUGCUGUUGCUGCCCUUCCCACCACCUGCUCAAGGCUCCUCCUCCUCCCCUCGAACCCCACCAGCCCCAGCACGUCCCCCAUGCGCCCGGGGAGGUCCCUCAGCCCCACGCCAUGUCUGUGUGUGGGAGCGGGCACCCCCACCAAGCCGAUCCCCUCGGGUUCCAAGAUCCAGGCGGCAAGUCCUGCCAGGCACCGCGCCCCCUGCCACCCCAUCAGGCUUUGAAGAGGGGCCACCCUCAUCCCAGUAUCCCUGGGCUAUUGUAUGGGGCCCUACAGUGUCUCGAGAGGAUGGGGGGGAUCCCAACUCUGCCAAUCCUGGAUUUUUGCCCCUGGACUAUGGCUUUGCAGCCCCCCAUGGGCUGGCUACCCCACACCCCAACUCAGACUCCAUGCGGGGUGAUGGAGAUGGGAUCAUCCUUAGAGAAGCACCUGCCACCCUUCGGCCAUUCUUGUUCGGGGGUCGUGGGGAAGGUGUGGACCCCCAGCUCUAUGUCACAAUUACCAUCUCCAUCAUCAUUGUUCUCGUGGCCACUGGCAUCAUCUUCAAGUUCUGCUGGGACCGCAGCCAGAAGCGCGCUAGCAACUCAGGAAACCAAGGUUCCCUGAGGAGGAGGAGAGCAGCAGCCGCUGACAGACCUGGCCCCGGCGGGGUCACUGUGCUGGGGCCUACGGGGAUUCACCCACCCCCCACCCCUGACCACGAGGAGCCCCGAGGGGGACCCCGGCUUGGGCCUGGGAUACCCCAGCCCAAAGGGGCUCCAGCCUUCCAGUUGAACCGGAUUCCCCUGGUGAAUCUGUGAUGCCCAUCAAUGUUGGGGUGCCACCAAGCAGGAGGCCAAGGGGCCGGCAUAGCCACCAUCCCACUGAGGGUAGGGCAGCUGUGGGAGCUGGGGCUGCAGGUGCUCCUGGCUUCUGCCCUGGCACACCACCCUGGAACACUCACUGGCCCUGUAGGCAAUCCUAUCUGCUCACCCUCCUUUAAGUGGGGCCUCUGGUUUCUGGUGCCCCAUCCCCACCCUUGCACACUCACAUGAAAGCCUUGCACACUCACCUCCACCCUCACGGGCCAUUGCACACACUCAUGCUCUUGUGCAGCCAGCCUUCUGCACCCUCUCCCCAUCCACCUCUCUCCCCUCUGCUGACCCCUCACAUUCUCCCUUUUGUUUCUCAUUUUUCAUUUUCUCUUCCCACAUUUCAUGCUCAUCUCAGUCACUCAGUGGUCAGUGGCUGACUUUACCAUUCCUCUCACAUGCAUUUCCUGGCCCCAUGUUGUGUUGUGUGUUGUGCUUACAUUCUCCCUCAUGA